GUUUAAUCAGAGAUUAUCUAUAAUAAAUGAACUAAAACUUAAAUAACUUUCUGGUACAAUACAAUAUGUUUUCAUCGAUCUACACGACGUUCACGACACUUCCAAACGAGAUUUGGGGAUCGGGGACGCCCACGUAGGGGACAGGAUUGCAGCAUCUUCGUCAUAUACUAUCUUUGUUUGAACUUUUCAUCAGACGUCCUCGUCUUGUCAAACUGUUUCCGGUGUGUUACUGUGUGUAUGUGUGUGUGAUCUGAGUGUAAACACUUUGUUGUCUCUCUACUUUAAGUAAACUUUACUUAAAUUUACAACAACAACAACAACAAAAAACGUUGUAACUUCCGGGAUGAACGCGCUGCUUCGGCGGUGUAACGUGCGGCGGCUCAGAUCAUGGAGAGACCUCCAUGUGACGGCACCCGUGGCGACCUUUGACCUGAGGAAAAUCGAAUUAACGCCUCUGGAGCAGCGAAAACUCACCUUCGACUCUCACAACAUGGUGACGGACCUUGAGAGCAGUGGUUUUGAGAAGCGCCAGGCGGAGCUGAUAGUUUCAGCUCUGGUCACUCUGACGACAGCAAACAUGGACAUCGUUUAUAAAGACAUGGUGACCAAAGCCCACCAGGAAAUCGCGCUGCAGCAGAUCAUGGCUCACCUGGACUCCAUCAGGAAGGACAUGGUGAUCCUAGAGAAGAGCGAGUUUGCCAACCUUCGAUCUGAAAACACGAAAAUGAAGCGAGAGCUGGAGCAGCUUAUGAACAGACUGAAGGAGGAGACUCUGAAAAUCAGAGCAGAAACCAAACUGGACAUCAACCUGGAGAACAGCAGGAUUUCUGACAUGUUUACGGAACAGGAGAGGAAGCUGAUGGAGGCCAAUACAGAGUUUUAUCACAAGAAAGCCGACCUGGAACACGACAACAUGGAGAUCAGCAAGAAGAUGGACCUGCAGGUGGCUUCACUCAAAACUGUCCUGGAGUCUCUCAAACUGGAGACGAUCCGCUACCUCGCAGCAACCGUGUUCUCCUGCCUGGCCAUCGCUCUGGGAGUCUACCGGUUCUGGAGGUGAACAAUCCACGAACUUCAGAACCACAAACUAAUUCGUCUUCAUCCUCAAGACAAAGUAGUGCCAGUAAAAACUCUUUGUGAUUUGUGGAUCUAACAAAUGUUGCUGCUACAGAACGUCACAAUUUAAACAUAAACCAAAUUCAGUGUCUUCACUGUGUUUUACUGCAGUAAAAGUACCAGUACAAUACUGGAAAAAAUACUUUAACAUAAAUGUAUUUAAGUAGAUUUACACAAAUAUUAUCAGAAAAUGUACUCAUGCUCAUUAUGCAGUACUGGAGGACCACUAGUGUAAAGUAUCUAAGCACAUUUACUCAAGUACUACAGUACUUGAGUAAAUACAUGUACAUCAUAAAUGUAUUUUGAAGAAUUGAACCUUUAAAUGAACUUUUAUAUUCAAUAUUGUGUUGCUGUGGAAACAUAUUUUACAGCUAGAUGGACUUGGAUGGAGAUUUUUUGCGAAUGUUUACUUGAUUUGUGUUGAAUGAAGUCUAAUCGUUUGAUUUUUAAUUUGAUUUGUUUGAAAAUAAAGUACCAUAUGAAGCUUUUUGACGUCUCCGACCGUCAAAAUAUGUCACAACUGGAUUGGUUGUUACAAAAACAAAUAAAGUUAUGAAAUCAAGAGAAAAUAAAA
Larimichthys crocea (large yellow croaker) is the source of this 1690-nucleotide messenger RNA. RefSeq names its product coiled-coil domain containing 90B (gene ccdc90b). Gene Ontology annotation, cellular component: mitochondrion. The record is from RefSeq and is a predicted model, not a curated record. The coding region runs from base 344 to 1060 and encodes 238 amino acids. The transcript is spliced from 9 exons. Lineage: Eukaryota; Metazoa; Chordata; Actinopteri; Sciaenidae.